UGUGACAAUAAAAUGCAACAUGGUGGAAUUGUGCAGCAGACGACGUCUUCUUUCAAUUGGCGUAGCCUUAGCCUUGGUUUACAAGUAUGUCUUUUUUACGGUCCUGAUCUUUCUGCUGUGCACGCAGACAGGAGGUCUUGCAACAGGCGAAAUUCAUUACAGAAAUGAGUUCAAUAAUGUUCUGUUGUGCCGACAAUGUGGUCAUGACGUGGCCCAUGCUUCAGACUUUGUAACAGUAAGCUCUUCCCAGGCUUUAUAUCAGAGAAAUAAAACCAUUCUUGGAAGAGAAGACGUUCUUGUUCAGCUCCUCAAAAAUCCACAUGGACGCCAUUUUGAAGUCAUAACAACUUCUACUGCUGAUGUUACAAAGCAGCCUCGUCUUUAUAAAGAACACAGCUGGUUUGAAGGUUAUGACUGGAAAAUGAUAACGUGCCCACAGUGCCGAUCACACUUGGGAUGGUACUUUGAACCUAGGGAGACGCAGAAACCAGAGACUUGCCAAGAAAAGGGCGAUGAUGAUACAUGCAGUGGGGAUAGAGAUGAUGAAAACCCAUUAGGAGAGAAGAAAAAUCCAUUCCAUGCACUCAUACUGGCAAAUCUUAUUCAUGAAGAAUAUGCUGAAGCUCUGGUGGUACAACCGAAGAUCUUUGGAGGAUAGAUCUCCGACAACAAGAUGUUGGUUUGGUGCAAUAUGAGUAAUUACAGUGAACCCCGUCUACGAGGACCACUCAAGGGAGACAUUUAAAAGUGGCCUUCAUAAGCAGGUGGUCUUUAUCAUACAUGUGUCUUUUUUCUCCUGGCAUUUUAUUCACCCUGGAUUAUUGUUAACCCUGUACCACCCUUGACCUGUACUAAGAUUUUUCCUUUUCUCACAGGCCAAAUUUUCUGCCUAACUCCAGCUAUUAUGAGGAAAAGCAUGUACUCCCGGACUAUUGGCAGCCAUUUAUGAGUCUUAUCUCUGAUUGGACAAUGGUGCUGGCUCCGUUGCCUCUAGUGCACAGAUCGAGCACUGUCAUUGGCUUGGCCAGGUUUGUUGUACGGGGACUCUGAUCCUCAUACCACAAUCGCCCUGCUAAGCCUGCUAUUCUGCAGAGCCAAAUAAUCCUGUAGUAUAGGUGGGGUUAACCCAUAUUCAAAAACGUUGUGAGAAAAGAAAUUGGGCUAAGCUUGACCCCGGACCUUAGGCAGGACUAACCUGCCAUUUAACCCCCAUACAGUACAGGGUUAAGGAAAAUUUUGCCUGUGUGAAAAGGGAAUUAAAUGAGUAUAAUAUAUGUUACACCGGGGAAUACUUUUAACGUAAACAAAACAUGUGGUCUUUAUGUACAGGUAAUCUUAUGUGGUUGCUAUGAGAGGUGGAUGUUUUCAUAAAGCUUUCAGUAAGUAACAAACAAUGUUACGAAUGGCUGGUGGGUGACAUGACAUUUGGUUUGAUCUUAAAGGGAUGCUCCGGGCUGAAGAUAUUUAUAUCUCAUUAAAUACAGUAAAAAUCAGAGAGAAAAAUGCUGAAAAUUUGAUCAAAAUCAGAUAAAAAAUAACAAAGUUUUUGAAUUUUAAAUAUUUGCAUUAUUCCGUUGAAACAGUUCAAGGCAUGUCUUGAAUAUAAUUCAUUAGGUGUGCUGAUGAUGUCAUAUCACCACUUGUUCUUUUGUAUUUUAUUAUAUGACAUUGGGUUUAUUCAUAAUCUUUUCCCAAGAACUAAAACAAUUGAAUUGACAACUGAUCAAGUGCAUUAGUUAUUUCUUGCCGCGACUUAUUUAAUCAUUAUGGAGACACAUCAUUUACGCACUUAUGAAAAAAUGAAACAAUCAUGAUUUCAUGUAAUAACAUAAGAAAAAGGAA
Molecule: messenger RNA, 1842 nt
Organism: Lytechinus variegatus (green sea urchin)
Lineage: Eukaryota; Metazoa; Echinodermata; Echinoidea; Temnopleuroida; Toxopneustidae
Product: protein cereblon-like
Exons: 6
Coding region: 20-658 (212 amino acids)
Source: RefSeq, a predicted model, not a curated record